Molecule: messenger RNA, 639 nt
Organism: Xiphias gladius (swordfish)
Lineage: Eukaryota; Metazoa; Chordata; Actinopteri; Istiophoriformes; Xiphiidae
Gene: ypel1
Product: yippee-like 1
Exons: 5
Coding region: 260-619 (119 amino acids)
Source: RefSeq, a predicted model, not a curated record
AACAACAACAACAACAAAAACAACAUCUCUCUCUUUCUCCAGCAAGCAGUUCUUCCACCAAGCUGCGUUUUGCACAGAUCCGAUCCAGGUGGUUUGAUUUUCUCCUGUGGUGUCUGUGUGGAGCGUGCCACACACCCACUCCACAACAACGACGGCUUUUGCUUGCAUCUUCCAGUGUUUCUUCUGUCAGCAAGUCCAGCAGAGCUGCAACUCUUCCAGUGCCAGCCCUGACACCAGCGAGGAGCCCUGCCCCACUGACAUGGUGAAGAUGACCAAGUCCAAGACCUUCCAGGCUUACCUGCCGACCUGCCACCGCACCUACAGCUGCAUCCACUGCCGGGCACAUCUGGCCAAUCACGACGAGCUCAUCUCAAAGUCAUUUCAAGGCAGCCAAGGAAGAGCCUACCUGUUCAAUUCAGUGGUGAACGUCGGCUGCGGCCCAGCUGAGGAGCGGGUACUCCUCACGGGUUUACACGCCGUGGCUGAUAUCUACUGUGAAAACUGUAAAACCACCCUGGGCUGGAAAUACGAGCAUGCGUUUGAGAGCAGUCAAAAGUACAAGGAGGGAAAGUUCAUCAUCGAGCUGGCUCACAUGAUCAAGGACAACGGAUGGGAGUGACGCUCCGGCCGCCCUUUCUA